AUGGUGCAGACGCAGUUCGUCAAGAAGGUCAAGUUUGUGCGCCACGACGAGCUCGAGAGCUUGCGACGAGCUCGCUUCAAGAUUUCUACGAGGAUGAAGGCAUUGAACAGCAGACGACGGUGCCGUAUGCACACCAGAACAACGGAACAGCAAUCGCGCCAUCGGGACUAUCGUCACGAUCGGCCGCAGCAUGCUUCACCAUGCCAAGUUGGACAAGUGCUUCUGGGCUGA
This is a messenger RNA of Peronospora belbahrii, 231 nucleotides long. The record is from the annotation of a GenBank genome assembly. Lineage: Eukaryota; Oomycota; Peronosporomycetes; Peronosporales; Peronosporaceae.